AUGACAGCAUCAGGAGUAAGUAAACGUAUAAUAGUUGAAAUAGAAAAAUUACGAGCCUUAGCAGAAAAUAAUGAUCCAUCAUCUGUUAAAUUUCUUCUUGAUCAAUCACCUGUUAAUAAUCCAGGAACAAAUAUAAUUCUUGGAAGAAUUUGCCCGCAAUCAGAAAUUUAUAAUCAAGCUGCAUUUCAAAUAGAAUUAAAAUUACCAGCUGAAUAUCCACACAAAGCACCAGAAGUUCGUUUUACUACACCUAUUUAUCAUCCAAAUGUUAGUGAAGAGGGUAAAGUAUGUAUUGAAAUGUUUGGUCCAUCAGGUUCAUACAAACCAACAAUAACAUUAGUUGAUAUUGUUAAAGCUGUUGUUGAUCGUAUUGAUAAACCAAAUAGCGAUCAUGUACUUAAUCAAGACAUUGCUACAGAAUAUUUAUCAAACAGAGCUGUAUUCGAUCAAAAAGCGUCAGAAAUGGUUAAAAAACACGGUUUACCACGUCAUUAG
Messenger RNA from Rotaria sp. Silwood1, 495 nucleotides. NCBI's taxonomy places the organism in Eukaryota, Metazoa, Rotifera, Eurotatoria, Philodinida, Philodinidae. The record is from the annotation of a GenBank genome assembly.